UCUGCUCUACGGCUAUUGUUCUUUAGGGUUGAUAGGAUGGCAAGAUUAAACAGGACCCAAAUAAGGAGAAGAAGAAAUGAAAUGGCAAUCAUGGCGUUAUCCGCCUUUGUUAGUUCGACAUUGGCUGUGUUUCGCCUCUACUUCUUCAUCACCUCCACAAAACGACGUCCAUGUCCACACUUGUCUCCUAAUCCAAACUUUUACCAGACCCAAGUAGAUAACCUCAAUAGGCUUGUGAGGGGUAAUGAAAGUGAUUGCUACGAUCAGUUGAGGGUGAAUAGACAUACGUUUAUGAGGUUGUGCUUUUUAGUCCGAGGUGUUGGAUUAGGGGAUUCACACUACGUAUGUCUUGAGGAGAGGGUUGCUAUUUUCUUGUGGAUCAUUUCACACCAUACAAAGCAGAGGCGUACGAAAUAUGAGUUUUGGAGAUCGGGUGAAACAGUAAGCAGGCAUUUCAAUGCCGUGCUUCAAGCCAUCUUGCGGCUUUACAACAUGCUCCUAGAAAAGCCCGAGCCUAUUCCUCCUAACUACCACGAUAGUAGAUGGAGUUGGUUUCAGAAUUGUCUUGGGGCUUUGGAUGGGACAUACGUGCCAGUUAAUCCCCCGGCAGUUGACAAGCCACGGUAUAGAUCAAGGAAGGGUGAGAUCUCUACUAAUGUCUUAGGUGUUUGUACUCGAGAUCAAAAGUUCUCCUAUGUAUUGUCUGGUUGGGAAGGCUCGGCCACAGACUCUAGAAUUCUUCACAAUGCCAUUACAAGACCCACUGGCUUGAAAGUCCCGCAUGGACAUUACUACCUUGUGAAUGGUGGCUACACAAAUGGGGAUGGUUUUCUAGCACCGUACCGUGGCCAACGGUAUCACAUUAACAUUUGGAGGCAAGGUGGCGUCCCAGCUACGAAAGAGGAGUACUUCAACAUGAAGCACUCCCAAGCUAGGAAUGUCAUUGAGAGAAGCUUUGGUGUUCUUAAGAUGCGAUUCGCACUAUUGAAAUGUGCCUCCUAUUACCCCAUAAGGACUCAAUGUCGUAUAGUGACAGCUUGUUGCCUUGUCCAUAACCUCAUUAAGAGAGAGAUGCCGAACGAUCCUAUUGAGGCCGAGUAUACGCAAUGGGAACAAGACAAUCUACAUAAUGUGGAGGUUGAUGACAACAUUGGUACCGUCGAAGCUUCCAAUGAAUGGACUGCGGGGAGGGAUGCAUUGGCUACCGCCAUGUUUAACAAUUGGUUAGGCAAUGGUGGGGGACUAGUGGAAAAUAUUUGAGACAUUUGUAUUAAUAAGUGUUUGAAGUAUUUGUAAUUGAACUUAGUAAUUGUUGUGUGGUAUGAUCUUGUAACUUUCAAUGUGUAACUUUCAAUGCUUUUGCAUUGCGACAUCCAGCUUUCCUAGUUAAUCGAAGUCAUUAUUCAAUGUCAUACUCCUUUUAUAUACCUUGUACUACUUGA
Rhododendron vialii is the source of this 1442-nucleotide messenger RNA. Its product is annotated as protein ALP1-like. NCBI's taxonomy places the organism in Eukaryota, Viridiplantae, Streptophyta, Magnoliopsida, Ericales, Ericaceae. The coding region runs from base 37 to 1260 and encodes 407 amino acids. The record is from RefSeq and is a predicted model, not a curated record. The transcript is spliced from 3 exons.